This is a messenger RNA of Sipha flava (yellow sugarcane aphid), 2137 nucleotides long. RefSeq names its product G-protein coupled receptor Mth2-like. NCBI's taxonomy places the organism in Eukaryota, Metazoa, Arthropoda, Insecta, Hemiptera, Aphididae. The coding region runs from base 457 to 2052 and encodes 531 amino acids. Gene Ontology annotation, cellular component: membrane. The transcript is spliced from 7 exons. Gene Ontology annotation, biological process: cell surface receptor signaling pathway; G protein-coupled receptor signaling pathway. Gene Ontology annotation, molecular function: G protein-coupled receptor activity. The record is from RefSeq and is a predicted model, not a curated record.
AAAACAUUUUUAAAACGAUGCGCAUUCUACUGUCGAUGGGGUACGUAACUCUGUCGUCAGUUUGGAAUCUCGCCUCGUGUCGUCGUGUCGCGGUCCGCGCUCGAGCUUAAUUGUACUGUAAACACCUGAUCGCGAUUGUAUAGUUACCGCGUGCGAUGGCGCAGUCUAGCCGGUCACUACAGACUUCCGAAUAAUGAUUUUAACGUUUCCUCACCAAUCGAUAUUCCCGACGACAACCGUUUUCUGGUCGAAAUAAUUUUUAGAAAUCGAAUGAACUAAAGUCCGACCGUUUUUUGAAUAAUUGGCUUCCAAAGUCUUAAUCAUUAUUGCAUAUGGCGAUCCACAUCCGCGCACCGUAGCCCACGUCACCGAUCGAACAUCGAUCGAAGCAUCAAGGCACCCGCGGGCAUAUUUUUGAGUACGUCGUGUCGUCCGCGCGCGGCAUAGUUGCCGACGAUGUGUCGCAGAACAGCGUUCGCGUGGCCAACGGCGUUGCUACUGUUGCUGGGGCUGUCCUUCGCGGCCACGGACGAUAAGUGCCCGAUGAACCUGAGCCAACCAGCACCGGAAGGCGCUCGCGUUGAAGACGGCCUGCUGCACGCCGGGCAACCGGAACGGACGUACGAGCCGUUCCAGUACCGGGCGACGACGGAUGGCGACGGAUACCGGUUGUGCACGUGCGAACUGAAGCAGUGCCUGGUCAAGUGCUGCGAGCCGGGCGAGGCGUUCAUCGAGAAUAAGUGCACGCCUUUCGACGAACUCCGUGGAGAUAUCAGGGUACCUAAAGGAAUAAUUGGAAACAAGACAGCUGAAGCGUCCGAAGCACAUGAUAUAAACCAAUUCCACAUGCUUUAUCAAAUGCCACAAUGCGAUCAAAUGUAUUCUUUAUUUCCAUAUCAUGAAAAUGAUGAUAGUUUCGAAAUAUCCCUAAACGGGCAGUUAUUGCAAGAGGCAAAUAUUGAUACAUAUGACCAUUUUUGUUUCGAAUUAAUGCAGUUUGACUCAGGUUUUCAGUAUGUAGCCAUUGUGUGUUCACCUAAUAACAACAAUUCGAGUAAUGGUUUAAAACCAAUUAUUAAUGGUGCAUUGAUAAUAUCAAUACCAUUUUUGUUUAUGACGUUACUCGUGUAUGCAUUUACCAAGAAAUUACGAGAUCUGCAUGGAAAAUGUAUCAUAGGUCAUGUAUUAUCACUUUUAAUAGCUUACAUCAGCAUAAUAAUUGGCAAACUGAAAACCAUAGGAAUUGAUGACAAAGUUUGCGUUAUUAUAGCUUACAUUACUCAAUUCUUUACUUUAGCAAGUUUUUUCUGGUUAAAUUUAAUGUGUUUUGAUUUAUGGUAUAUUUUUAGGUACGGCAAAAAAUUAAAAAAUGAACCAAAAAUGAUAAAAAUAUACUGCCUAUAUGCAUGGGGAUGUUCCAGUUUAAUUUCAAUAGUUACAUAUGUAGCAGAUAAAUGGCCUAAAUUGAUGACAUUUUUACCUACUCCUAAAAUUGGAGGGUUCAAUUGUGGAAUUAGUGAUUCAGAGAAAGCGGUGGAUAUGUAUUUCUACGGACCGAUUGGUGUUAUUUUAUUUGUUAAUGCAUUAGUAUUCAUACAUAUUGCAUUACACAUUGCAUUGUACAUGGGGAAGAGACCAGAAUCCUAUAGAAAUCUUACUAAUUAUAAAAAGAAAAUGAUUUUGUGCUUGGAAUUAUUUACUGUGAUGGGACUGAAUUGGACAGCAGAAAUUAUAUCUUGGAAAUUUCCAGAUAAGCUGCAAAGUGUAUGGUUCAUCACGGAUGUUGGGAAUGCAUUGCAAGGAGUGCUCAUUUUUGUAAUCUUCGUUUGCAGAAAACGUGUUUUAAAAAUGUUUAACCUACAAUGUUGUCCGAGAUUAAGACUUUUUGAAUCAUCUAGUCCUGCUCCAAGACAACCUAAUCCCGUUAACGACGUAACAUCAAAUCCCACUGUUAUUUGUCAAUUGUUAGACAUUAAUCCGACUAACGAAAAUCAGAAAAUAAACCAACAAAACCCGAAUAGUCAUCUAUUGAACAGUUGUAAUUCUGAAUAAGUGCACAAAAUGCUUUAUUGAAUAGUUAUUUAAAAUUAGUAGGUAUUAAUUUUUUAUCAACAUCAACAAUAAACUUUAAACUUCA